AAUUUUGAAAUAAUUCGACGGAAUUGAAAAGUGUCACAAUCACUCUGGGAGUAAAAUUUCUUGACUACUCUAGCUUUUCACCAAAACCCCACUUCAAUUCUUUUCUUUUAGGUUCACACCCACCAUUUUCUCUCUCUUUCCUGCUUCUUUUGUUUAAUUUUUUCUUGUAUGAUUAAGGAAUGCACACCAACUGUUCGAUGAAUUGCCUCAACAUCUUCUGAUAACAAAGUGUAUUUUUUUUAGAAAGAUGGAGGAUCAGCUCGCAAAACAAACAUCGAUUUUCGGGAUACGAUUAUGGGUUGUAGUUGGUGUUUCUGUGGGUGCCGCCAUUGUUAUCUUCCUCUUUCUUAUGUCUCUUUGGUAUAUCUCAAAGCGCAACAAUAGCAAGUCAAAAAGGAAGACGCAAUCUCAACUAAUACCCACCUCUAAUACAACAAUUACCCCAGUUUUAUCAAAGGAAAUCCAAGAGAUUACUCUUGCGAAAUCAGCUCAUCAACCGCAACCCAACCCGUCCAGUGACCCGGACAGAAUUAUGGGGGUUGAUAAUCGGAGCUUGAUUGCAAAAUCAGGAGGGGAGGAAAGAAUCCAAAUUGAGAAGGAUAAAUUUGGUGGGUCAUCAUCAUCGGCGGCGUCGGCGGGUGGUCGGAAUUUGGUUGAUCAUCAGGUGGCUACAGUUGUUCCAGAAGUUUCCCAUUUAGGGUGGGGCCGUUGGUACACUCUUAGAGAGUUAGAGGAUGCUACUAAUAGGUUUACUGACCAGAAUGUCAUUGGUGAAGGUGGUUAUGGUAUUGUUUAUUAUGGUGUAUUAGAUGAUAAUACCCAGAUUGCUGUCAAAAACUUGCUCAACAACAAGGGACAAGCUGAAAAGGAAUUCAAGGUUGAAGUGGAAGCAAUUGGGCGAGUUCGGCACAAGUGUUUAGUUAAAUUGUUGGGUUAUUGUGCUGAAGGAGCACAAAGGAUGCUUGUUUAUGAGUAUGUUAAUAAUGGAAACUUGGAACAAUGGCUUCAUGGGGAUGUAGGUCCUUGCAGCCCCAUCACAUGGGAGAGCAGGAUGAACAUCAUCCUGGGAACAGCAAAAGGGUUAACUUAUCUUCAUGAGGGACUUGAACCAAAGGUUGUUCAUCGGGACAUAAAAUCGAGCAACAUAUUACUUGACAAGCAGUGGAAUGCUAAGGUUUCUGACUUUGGGCUUGCAAAGCUUCUUGGGUCCGAUCACAGUUAUGUAACAACUCGUGUGAUGGGAACAUUCGGCUAUGUUGCCCCCGAGUAUGCAAGUACUGGCAUGUUGAAUGAAAGGAAUGAUGUGUAUAGUUUCGGGAUCCUCAUUAUGGAAAUUAUUUCUGGGAGAAGUCCGGUUGAUUACAGCCGCCCACCAGCGGAGGUGAACUUAGUUGAUUGGCUUAAGAUGAUGGUUACAAAUAGGAAUCCAGAGGGAGUUUUGGAUCCCAAACUAUCUGAAAAACCUGCAUCCAGAGCACUCAAGAAAACUCUACUGGUAGCCUUACGCUGUGUUGAUCCGAAUGCACAAAAGAGGCCAAAAAUGGGUCAAGUUGUACAUAUGCUUGAAGCCGAGCAAGAGUCUUCCUUUAGAGAUGACCGCUCACGGAUAUCAGGAAGGCCGAUUGUUGAGAGCGAUCACAAAGAAGCAACAACACUGAAGCAGGUAAAUGAAUAGAGAAUUAAAAAACUGAAACAGACUUCAGUAUCAGUAUCCUAUAUUGCAAGUUUCCACGACACAGAAAGGCGAAAUUUUUGCCAAUGAAAUGAAUUAAAGCCGAAUAUUUUUUUGUUUUGGUGUUGCAUUGUCCAGUUCAUUCAUGGUGUUGGUCCUUACCAUAAUUCUCUUUUUUGCAAACCAGAUUCCCCUUCUUCACACUUCUUUUGAAUAGCCUCAAUUCUAUGUAGACAAGUUUUGUAAAGUGAAUCUUAAGUAAUGCUAGUUGCCUUUAGAGCUGUUAAAAUCGAUGGAAUUUUAUUACAAGAUCCUUAUAUCAUGUCA
Spinacia oleracea (spinach) is the source of this 1999-nucleotide messenger RNA. Its product is annotated as probable serine/threonine-protein kinase At1g01540. The record is from RefSeq and is a predicted model, not a curated record. The coding region runs from base 248 to 1675 and encodes 475 amino acids. Gene Ontology annotation, biological process: protein phosphorylation. NCBI's taxonomy places the organism in Eukaryota, Viridiplantae, Streptophyta, Magnoliopsida, Caryophyllales, Amaranthaceae. Gene Ontology annotation, molecular function: protein kinase activity; ATP binding. The transcript has 7 exons.